Molecule: messenger RNA, 864 nt
Organism: Ilyonectria robusta
Lineage: Eukaryota; Fungi; Ascomycota; Sordariomycetes; Hypocreales; Nectriaceae
Product: concanavalin A-like lectin/glucanase domain-containing protein
Exons: 2
Coding region: 1-864 (287 amino acids)
Biological process (GO): carbohydrate metabolic process
Molecular function (GO): hydrolase activity, hydrolyzing O-glycosyl compounds
Source: RefSeq, a predicted model, not a curated record
AUGUCUUACCGCCGGGUUCUAGCAGUAUUGGUUUCCUUCCUCGCCAUUGCGCUGGCCUGGCAGCCACCGUCGUAUAGCGGCUAUACGCGAAAAUGGAAGGCGGACUUCAUCGGUCCACGAGACUCGCUGCCAGAUUCUCGCAACUGGAAUAUUAUCACUGGCGACAAUAACUACAACAACGAAUCCCAGACGUACUCGAGCAACAAACUCAACCUCCGACGAACUUCCAAGGGCACCCUUCAGCUGGUCCCGAGAAAAAAGGUCUCAGCUAAGAAGGGUUGGACGUCUGCGCGCAUCGAGAGCACAUACACUUUCACUCCGACGGCCGGAAAGAUCACCAGGUUCGAGUCUUCGCUCCGUCUAGGCAGAAACGCUGCGGUACACAAGCAGAGCAUCUGGCCUGCUUUCUGGCUCCUCGGAGACUCUUGUCGGAAAGGUGGACUGUGGCCAGCCUGCGGAGAAGUUGAUGUCAUGGAAAACGUCAACGGACAAAAAAUCGCAUACGGCAGUGUGCACUGCGACGUAUCACCCGGCGGCAUUUGCAACGAAAAUACAGGUCUCACAAACACAACCUCCCUCUUGGACAGCAAGUACCACGUCUGGCGUGUGGAAUUCAACCGCAAGAGCACCAACUACAAGAGCCAGUAUAUUACUUGGUAUAUGGACGGCAAACAAUUUCACCGUGUUACCGGUUCCCAGAUUAGUAACUCCACGGUGUGGAAGUCUCUGUGCCAGAGCCCGCUUUACACCAUUUUCAACGUCGCUGUCGGCGGCUACUGGCCUGGAUAUCCGAACUCUCAGACAUGGGGGGGAAUGGACAGCAUGAUGGAGGUUGGAUACGUUGCCCAUUACGUGUCGACCUAG